This is a messenger RNA of Leptosia nina, 2664 nucleotides long. The record is from the annotation of a GenBank genome assembly. NCBI's taxonomy places the organism in Eukaryota, Metazoa, Arthropoda, Insecta, Lepidoptera, Pieridae.
AUGUACAAGUUGACUUUGAUUAUUUAUUUAUCGUUAAAUACAGAGGGUAUAAGCAGCGGUUGCGAAGCGAGCGGCGUCAGAGACGAGAUAGCCAAAGACUAUGCAGCGCUGCAGUCGCGUCUGCGCAGGGAAUUUUCCGACAGACAUCCCGGGAAAAGCGACAAUAUUGUGCGAGCACCUCGGCCGGUGGCCACAGAAGACCAACUGUCAGUGGAUUACCACAACAAACUGACGGAAUGGCGAAAGAAAGGGGUGAAGCAGCCUCCCCCUAUUCCCGCGAGAAAGGAUCUGAGCGAGGACUUUCUGAAGCGCUGGGAUGCAUGGACCCGUAUGAAAGAAACAAAUUCAGUUCCGUCUUGGGAGGAGGAAGCGAAGCCCGAUGAAGUCUUAGUGCAAACAUCUACAGGUCUUUUUAAAUUUCAAGGUAUAUCGCGAUCGUUUACAAGAAAACUUCACGAAUGGGAGAAGUCUCGCGGUAUCGCCCCGGAAGCUUCUACAUCUGCUUUAUUGCAAGAAGCGCGGGCGCGUGUCAAAGUACCCUCGGCUCUAACUAGGACGCAGAGCGAUGGCAGUGUCGGUCCUGUCUUCACGAGCGGGGGCCGAGUGCACGCUAGCAGUCUAAGCGUCAACGAUGCUGAUGAUCUGGAAAAUUUGCUGGACGCUGAUGAGGACGGUGAAAAUGGCCGAGAAGCGUUGUUGGUAGAAGUGGAGGCCGAGGAGAUAUGCACGGCUGCACCACUCAUGGCCGUGUCGCCCAGACACACGCCUCAAAAGCCGGUCUAUACCUAUGGGCCAGCUGAAGCGAGGCUGCUCUGCGAGACUACGUCUGCUGUCACCGGCACCGCUUUUGUCCAGCCUAAUGGAUCAGAUCCUCGACCUCCAAAAACAAAAGAACAAACCGUAGUUAAAAGCACCCGUGAACAAUCGAUGGUCAUUGAAAAGUCUGCGAGACGAAAGAUAUCACGGCAGCGUAGUCGCGAGGAAGACGCAAAAUUUAUUAGAAAAACCAUCGAAGAAAUAGAAAGAACAUCACACUAUAAGGAAAGAGUAAAUUCGGAAUCUGAAAAACAUGAAGGCGACGUUGAAUGUUACGCGUCGAUGAGCAAAAGUAUGAGCACGAGAAGUUUGAAACAAAUUGAUAGUUCUAAGGAAGGGAAAACUGGCAAGGACAGCGACGAUACGAGAGAGAGACCUAAAGAGGCGGAUAAGAACAACGGAAACAAGAAGAAAACUAAGUCCAGAGCGAGGCUGGAGAGGGAACAGUCAAAGCCCUCAGAGAGUGAUACAGAGCCAGAGGUGGACACAGUCACUGUUGAGAUUCCUAGGAGAAAGAAAAGACCGCGAAGACCUUCCGAGAGACCAAAAACUCCACCAACCUCACAUCAUUCUGACUCUGAAGGCGAAAUUUUUGUGCUAAAAAUUAAAACCCAAGAAGCCCACGACGCAUCACCGGAAGUGAUAGUAAAAACCACACGAAAAAUAUUUUCUCCAAUAGUCCGAAGCGGCGAAACUAUCCCAAGAGCUGUUAUUCCGCUCGAUGUAGAAGACUUACCUGAUAUCAACACUUCGCAUAACCGCAUCAAAUCUGUCAGUCCUAAAACCGAACACGAAUCGAAAACAUCAUUAUAUUCGAAAGGCUCUGAAAAGGAUUCUGGAGAUCUACAGGAAGACGCUCAUAGAUCGAAGUCCAGGCCUCCCCUACCAUUGUCCCCUUCUUCUCAAAGAAAACCUCCGCCGAAGGAGACAGCGCCGUCCAUUCGUAUCAUGAUACAGAGAUAUAACCAAAAGAUUCAUGAAGAAGGGCCACCGUCCGGGGGUAGCAGUGGGACUCCAUCACCCGCUUGGAGAUCUCCGAAAUCUGAACGAAGACGGCCUCCCGAUAUGCCGGUAGGAGUUAAUAUAAGGAACAAUCCGUUCCUUGAAAGGGAAGUUCAAAAGUCUGCGAGUGCAUGUCAGUUGUCUCGCCGAGAUCAAACGUCAGCCGAAAAGUGUCCGAUGCAGACGCAAGACAUCGACGGAGUUCUAAAGUCGCACAGCGCCAACGCAAUACACUCUGAUUUACAAAACGAACAGUGUGACAUAGGAGACAGCCACGAAAGCAUAAGGCAGACAACGCCCAGUAUGGAAACAGUAGUCCCACAGGUGGGCCAAUCUAAUGAACCUUUGCCUCUUGUGAAGCAACAGUCGGAAUCGUCUGUGCCAAACUUUUCAAAAUUUGUCGCGGAAAACCCAGGGUUUUUGAGAUCGAUUUCCGCUGUCGAAGAGACCUAUACUCUAAUCAGGAUGACGUCGAGAGCGGCCAGGAUUAAAGAAGCGAGGGAGAGGUUUUUGGCAUCGACGCCCUCUAUGCGGAGAGAGGGAACUAGUUCGGCUAGUGAUUUGCGGCCGGCUGAUCGUUCCAGUCGCGUAAGUUGUGAAAGCGAUACAACGGAAGGUCCGAGUUCGAGCCAGGAGACGGCUUUGGGUCGUAGUGCGUCCACGGGAAUGGUCAACGUCGAAAGAGACGCCUGGCAAAGAGUCGCCGAUGGUGGAUCUCGCCGCGAGAGACCUCGAUCCAGGUUCAGUCUGGCACGUCUCGCGGCGAAGUUGCGUCGAAAAGAGGAGAGUGCAGUUUCCAGGCUGUGCCGACAGAGUCUGCUUGUACAAUUACGAAAUAAACAGUGA